Dendronephthya gigantea is the source of this 630-nucleotide messenger RNA. RefSeq names its product patched-related protein 9-like. NCBI's taxonomy places the organism in Eukaryota, Metazoa, Cnidaria, Anthozoa, Malacalcyonacea, Nephtheidae. The record is from RefSeq and is a predicted model, not a curated record. Bases 1 to 630 code for a protein of 209 amino acids. Gene Ontology annotation, cellular component: membrane. The transcript is spliced from 2 exons.
AUGAUUGUUGGUGUUCCCUUUAUCAGCAUGGUUGGUGUUCUACCGUUCUUGGUUGUAAGUAUCGGCAUAGACGAUGUUUUUAUUAUUCUACACGAACUUAAUGAAAUGAUCCGUCAAGAUUUGCCUGCGAUGCAUAUGUUAAGUGGGACAAUGGCUAGAAGUGGUCCAACUAUUACCAUGACAACCCUUACUGAUCUUGUAGCAUUUGCCGUUAGCAGUAGUUCCAUCUUCCCUUCGAUUCGGCUUUUCUGCACUUACACAGCUGUUGCAAUUUCAUCUGUUUUCAUUCUGUUGCUGACAUUUUUUGUUGGUUGCAUGUGGUUCGAUAUUAAAAGAAUCAACGCUCGACGCAGAGAUUUCUUGCCUUGCCUAAUGAGUCCUCCUCCAACUGAUUGUUGCUUUGGAAUUCGGAGAAGUGGCUUUGACAACCUUUGGAAUUUAUGGCGCUUUGGCCUCGAUGAAAGUUUUAACAGGAAGUGGUUAACAACGAAAGAUUCACAUUUCCGAAAAUUCCUAAAUGUUUAUGAAGAAAACUUUAACCUUAAUAUCGAAGUUAGCAUAAUUUUCCCAGAAAAACUGAUCACUCGAGUAUUGAAAUUCAGAAAAUAUACUCCCAAGUUGAAACUCUAG